This is a messenger RNA of Diceros bicornis minor, 1005 nucleotides long. RefSeq names its product vomeronasal type-1 receptor 4-like. The record is from RefSeq and is a predicted model, not a curated record. Gene Ontology annotation, cellular component: membrane. Gene Ontology annotation, biological process: G protein-coupled receptor signaling pathway. Gene Ontology annotation, molecular function: pheromone receptor activity. The transcript has a single exon. Lineage: Eukaryota; Metazoa; Chordata; Mammalia; Perissodactyla; Rhinocerotidae. The coding region runs from base 64 to 1005 and encodes 313 amino acids.
UCAUAUUCCCAUGCAGGAAACUCUAGCUCGGAAGACAAACAUCAGCGACCAGGAACUGAAAGGAUGGCCAACAGUCAUUUGGCAAUAGGAAUGAUCUUCUUAACACAGACUGUGGUAGGAAUCCUGGGAAAUUUGUCUCUUCUUUGCCAUUAUAUCAUCCUUUACUUCACUGAGUACAGGUUAAGGUGCACAGAUUUGAUUCUUAAGCAUCUGAUUGUAGCCAACUUCUUAGCCCUCUUCUGUAAAGGAAUCCCUCAGACAAUGGCAGCAUUUGGGUGGAAACUUUCCCUCGGUAAUUUUGGAUGCAAACUUGUUUUCUGUCUUCACAGAGUGGGGAGGGGUGUGUCCAUUGGUAGCAUCUGUAUCUUGAGCGUCUUCCUGGUGAUCACGAUCAGUCACAGGAACUCCAGGUGGGCAGAGCUUAAAGUAAAAGCUCCAGACUACAUUGUUCCCUCUAUUUUCUCAUGUUGGAUCCUACAAGUGCUGGUAAAUAUCAGUUUUCCUAUCUUUAUAACUGAAAAAUCGAGCAACAAAAACAUCACAAGCAAAAAAGAUUACCUAUACUGUUCUGCGGUUCGCCAUGACAAAAUCACAGACGUGUUAUAUGCAGCAUUGCUAUCAGUCCCUGAUGUUUUCUGUUUGGGGCUCAUGCUCUGGGCCAGCAGCACCAUGGUUUUAACUCUGUAUAGGCACAAGCAGAGGGUUCAACACCUUCGUAGGGCCAACAUUUCCCCCAGACACUCCCCUGAGUCCAGAGCUACCAAAAUCAUCCUUCUCCUGAUGAGCACCUUUGCUUAUUUUUAUGCCCUUGCUUCCAUCUUUCAAGUUGUUUUGGCUCUUUUAGAUAAUCCUGACUGGUUCCUGGUGAACAUCACUGCAAUCAUGACUAUGUGUUUCCCAAUGGUCAGCCCCUUUCUGCUCAAGAUUGGUGACUCCAAUGUAUCCAGACUCUGCUUUGCCUGGAUAAGAAAUAUAAAAUCAUCUAAUCUUAUGAAAAAUAUAUAA